AUGGCAGGUGCUCGACCCUCGCCAUCCCCAGACUCGCCUCCACAUCGAGACUCCCCGAGCAGCCCGAUAAACCCCGCCGCCGCCACGCCGCUGCCAAAGAUCGUCUCCUUCGGCCGCCCUUCAAUCGACAGCCCGAGAGCAAGCCAGUCCCGCGACCAGAUGAACGAGACGUCGCCGCUCCUAUCUGCCCGGACAUCGGAUGAAGAGAGCAACGGUUUGAAACCCGUUGGCUCUCCGCUCAGUGACGAUGGCUGGAAUGCUGAGACUAGGGAAGAAACAAAGAGCACUUGGUACCUGGUGCUGCUGACUCUGGCUGCCGGAGGACUGCAAAUAGCAUGGGCAGUUGAGUUGUCGUACGGAUCUCCGUAUCUACUAUCCCUCGGCCUCAGCAAAUCGCUGCUCGCUCUCGUUUGGAUAGCCGGUCCGUUGUCGGGAACACUGGUUCAGCCGUACGUCGGCUUGAAAAGCGAUAACUGCAGGUCAAAAUAUGGGAAAAGACGACCGUUCAUAAUCGGAGGUGCCGUUUCGACCAUCAUAUCCUUGUUCCUUUUAGCAUGGGCGAGGGAAAUAGUGGGCGGCGCCUUGUCCAUUUUUGGCGUCUCUUGGGACUCGCCUGCGACCAAGACAAUGACGAUCCUCUUUGCCGUGCUGAUGGUGUACGUCCUCGACUUCGCCAUCAACGUCCUCCAAGCUUCUCUUCGAGCGAUCGCCGUUGACUGUGCACCAACCCACCAGCAAGAAUCAGCUAAUGCAUGGUUUAUACGAUGUUCCGGGAUAGGCAAUAUUCUCGGCUACCUCUCCGGAUACGUCGAUCUCCCGAAGCUGUUCCCUUUCUUCGGGAACACGCAGAUGAAAGUUCUAUGCGCAAUCGCCUGCAUGGCGCUAGCCGCUACUGCGACAACAACCUGCGCCACCAUCUCGGAGCGUGAUCCGCGAGGUGACGGCCCCCCUACGGCCUCAACUGGCUUGCUUGCAUUCUUCAAGAACCUCUUCCAGGCCGUACGUCGGUUACCACCUCAGGUAUCUCGGGUUUGCCAGGUGCAGCUUGCAGCAUGGAUUGCAUGGUUCCCUUUUCUGUUCUACACUUCAACCUAUGUUGGGGAGAUUUAUACUGACGCAUUCUUCCGGGAGAAUCCCAACAUGUCUGAGGAGGAGAUCAACAAGCUGUGGGAGAAGGGAGCUCGCAUGGGAACACUUGCGCUUUUCAUCUUCGCCAUCACCACAUUCCUUGCCAGCGUUUUUCUACCUCUAAUUGUAGCGCCAACCUUCAAGGCACCGGUCCCAGAGCCUACCACGCCCCUCACACCGACAAGUUCCCACGCCAGCUCGAGCUACUUCAGCCUCAAGAAGAACAAAGGCAGCAAGAAGUCCCUCGCGCAACAUCUCAGCAUACUCGACCACCUACAAAUCAAGUCCCUGACCCUCCGCCGCACCUGGCUUCUCUCGCACUUCAUGUUCGCACUGCUCGUCUGGUCCACCAUCUUCGUCAACUCCACCACCGGCGCCACCAUCAUCGUUGCCCUCAUCGGUAUCCCUUGGGCAGUCCAUAACUGGGCGCCCUUCGCCCUCAUCUCCCAGGAAAUCUCCAAGCGCGAUGCCAUCCGCCGCGGUCUACUACGCGCCCCCAACAGCCGUGACGGCGCCCUUCUCGCCGCGGGCGAAGACGACGCAGCUGACCAGGCGGGCGUUGUUCUUGGUAUCCACAACGUCGCCAUUGCCGCGCCACAGGUCAUUGCCACUCUCAUCAGCUCCAUCAUCUUCAAGCUCCUGCAGAAGCCGAGAGGAACCCCGGGGGAUGACAGCGUUGGGUGGGUGCUGCGGUUUGGCGGAUGUGCUGCUAUCGUAGCUGGUAUCUUGUCCAAGAGGGUCUUCGAGGAGAACCAGGCUGUGCUGGAAGCCUCGGGGGCGCUGCAGCAGGGAUCUGAUGAGGACGAGUGA
Molecule: messenger RNA, 1938 nt
Organism: Lasiodiplodia theobromae
Lineage: Eukaryota; Fungi; Ascomycota; Dothideomycetes; Botryosphaeriales; Botryosphaeriaceae
Product: Sucrose transporter
Exons: 4
Coding region: 1-1938 (645 amino acids)
Cellular component (GO): membrane
Molecular function (GO): sucrose:proton symporter activity
Source: RefSeq, a predicted model, not a curated record